This is a messenger RNA of Suillus discolor, 1680 nucleotides long. Its product is annotated as kinase-like domain-containing protein. The transcript has 7 exons. The annotation marks the transcript as partial. Gene Ontology annotation, biological process: protein phosphorylation. NCBI's taxonomy places the organism in Eukaryota, Fungi, Basidiomycota, Agaricomycetes, Boletales, Suillaceae. Gene Ontology annotation, molecular function: protein kinase activity; ATP binding. The record is from RefSeq and is a predicted model, not a curated record.
ACACGCCCCUUGUUUUUCCACAGAAUGCAAAUACUAAGACAGUUCUGGAGUUAUGGCGUCUCCGGGCUGAUGAUCUACUAGGCGAGGGAAGCUUUGGACGGGUGUACAAGGCCACUCGAGUAGUCACCGAUCAGAUCAUGGCUGUAAAGAAAUCCCGAGCAUCUCUUGCACUCAAAACCACCAUCUUGGAUCAUGAGCGACGGGUUCUGCAGCGUCUGCAGGGGCACCCUUCCAUUCCAAAAGUCUUCGCCCUAUGGACGAUUGGAGCAUUUCGAGUAUCUUGCUAUGCAGCUCCUCGGGAUGAACCUUGGUGAAGUACAAGCACGCCGUCCUCUACCUGCAGCAAACACCUUAGUGGUUGCUGAUCAGAUGAUCUCGGCUCUCGAACACAUACACAAGAACAAACUUGUCCACUGCGACAUCAAACCCGGGAACAUCAUCCUCCACCCCACCGAUCCCAAGCGCUUGUAUCUGGUCGACUUUGGGCUCACCCGGGCUAUUGCACAUGAGGCCCAACCCAACCUCUCUACGGAUGAACCCCUAACAUCGCAUGCCAUUGGUACGCUGGAGUACGUCAGUUUGAACAUCCAUUGUCACAUUCGAUCAGCUUCGCGUGACGAUAUAGAAUCUCUUGGCUAUACGCUCCUCAGUCUUGCUCGGGGAGACCUUCCAUGGACAUACAACACUCGGCAUGGAACAAGCAAGAAUCAGGAAGUUCAAGUUAGAAUCAAAAAGCAGCAAUUUAGCGGUGCUGACAUGUCCCCAGAUGGCUUACCUUGCUUUGAAACCCGUGCACUGGCUGGCUUGCUGGAUCCUGCUACAAUCAACUGGAAUAUUCCGGCUGAGGCUUCGUCAGACUCUCCGUCGCUUCCCCGUAUAUGCGUGGACACCAUUCCCCUCUGCCCUGGACAAAUUGUAUGCUGCCAAAUCGAUGUUCGCACAACUAUUGAGGGCUACAGCGCUCGAGCGGGUGAUCCAUUGUUCUGUCGGGAUCCCAGUCUCUCCCCUGAAAAAUGGGACACAGCGGUCCGCCCUGCGGUUGUUCUCCGAGUUGGAAUAGACGAACGAAGCAAGCUCCAGAGUAUUGUAGUCGUCUGUAUCGGACAAGGAGUCCUCUCUUCCACUGACAUGAAUGUUGUUCCCAUCUCCUCCUCGCCUACUGAGGGCAGUUUGACGCCGAGUCCCGCUUGGCCGCUCUCUGACUCCUACUGCUACAUAUUUCCUCGGCUGAUGCGAUUUGUCCAACCUGUUCCUUCUCACUGGACGAUCAGCAAAACCGACGUCGAUCUCCUCCUCCAGAAGUUUGGUAAUCACACGUUCGCACACACGUUACCGUACCUGGACCGAUAUAUUGCUUACCAACAUCCUUUUGUCAAGAUCACUGCAUUUGGCCCGGAUUUUUCUCGUGGUAAUGGGGAAGGCAUGCCCAUCGAAUGGGGAGGACGCAGAGCAUGGUACGACGAGUGGCAAACUGUCAAAAAGCGUCGCGAGGAACUUGACCUUGACCAGGGCUCGAGCGAUUAUAAACGCGCUCUGCCCGAAAGUUAUUUCGCCUCGGACCUUUCGCAAUGGGGGGGUUUACAGAUGGAACUGAGCUCAUCUGUGACGGCGGGUGUGGAUGACAGUGACGCUGGGUUGCCUCUGCUGCCCCUGAUCGUUGAUGUCGAGAUGCCUCGCGAU